AUGGGAAGCCAAGAUGUGAAGUUGCUGAGCUUUUGGAUGAGUCCAUUUGCUAAGAGGGUUGAGUGGGGUUUGAAACUCAAGGGUAUUGAUUAUGAGCAUGUUGAAGAUGAUAUAUUCAACAAAAGCCCUCUCCUUUUAGAAUUGAACCCGGUUUACAAGAAGGUUCCGGUUCUUGUUCAUGGCCAGAAAUCAAUAGCAGAGUCACUAAUUAUCCUUGAAUACAUUGAUGAAACAUGGAAGCAAUCUCCACUUUUGCCUCACCAUCCUUAUGAAAAAGCUCUUGCUCGCUUUUGGGCUAACUUUUCUGAUAAAAAGCUUUGGGAAGCAUCAUUUAUUGCAAUGUGUACCAGUGGGGAAGAACAAGAAAAGGCUGUGAAGCUAGCAAGAGAAGCAAUAGAGAAGAUAGAAGAGGAGAUUAAAGGGAAGAAAUUCUUUGGAGGAGACAAUAUUGGGUACCUUGAUCUUGCUCUUGGAUGGAUUUCUUACUGGCUCCCUAUUUAUGAAGAAGUUGGGUGUAUGCAGAUAAUAGACCCAUUGAAAUGUUCAGCCAUCACUGCAUGGAUGCCUAAUUUUCUCAGCCACCCUGUGAUUAAGGACAGCUUGACCUCAAGAAAUGAGAUGAUUGUUUUCUUCCAGGCUCGCAGAAAGCAGUGGUCAGAGGCAUUUCAUGGCUGGUUCGAUGUUUAA
Lathyrus sativus (Indian pea) is the source of this 687-nucleotide messenger RNA. The record is from the annotation of a GenBank genome assembly. NCBI's taxonomy places the organism in Eukaryota, Viridiplantae, Streptophyta, Magnoliopsida, Fabales, Fabaceae.